Molecule: messenger RNA, 390 nt
Organism: Diplodia corticola
Lineage: Eukaryota; Fungi; Ascomycota; Dothideomycetes; Botryosphaeriales; Botryosphaeriaceae
Product: rna-binding protein
Exons: 2
Coding region: 1-390 (129 amino acids)
Source: RefSeq, a predicted model, not a curated record
AUGGCCUUUUCCAACGGCCUGGGGGACCGCCCCGAGGACCGUCGCUUUCGCAGCCCGCAGUCCCCGCGCGAGGAGUCAACCUUCCCCAGCUUUACCUCGCCCAUUCGCAGCAUCGCCAGCCAGAUGCAGGCCCACACAUCCACGGCGAACGAUGCCCGCGCCAGCCUGACGAGACGCUUCACGACAAAUACGGUGCCCACGAUGCCCACACUUUCCUCAUUGUCGCCAAUUGGCCAGCAGCGGCGACAGGCGGCCGAGAAUACGGAGUUGACGACUGCGACAUACCACAAGGUGCAGCUGGUGAGUGAGAACAUCUGGUUCCUUCCUAUUGUCCAUUGUCAGGUGGGGUGUCGUGCACGAGGGCACCUCCCGCACCGUCGCCUUCCUUAA